AUGGAGGGUCAAGAUGCUCAGCCUACCGGUAACGGAAGCACUACCCCCAAGAGGGACAACAGAGAACAAGAAAGUACCACGAAGGUCAAAAAUGGCUUAAGGAAUCCGCAGGCUUUUGAAGAUAUUUCCAAUGCGAGUACUUCGCCAAAGCAGCAGUUCAAAAGGUUUCAGAAAAAACCGGGCAUGUUUGCCGCUAGAAGAAAUAAAGCUGCCGAGAGUAGUCAAGACGAGUCCGUGACCAAGGCGAAGGGUCCACGAAAUGGGAAGGCAAACCGUGGUUCGAAUAAUAAUAAUAGGAAGAAAAAGAAAGCUCGCGGUAAGUAUAAAGAAUCAGAAGGAUUUAGAGUAGUGAUGCGUCUACUACCGCCCAAUUUAACUUUUGAGGAAUUAUGCACUACUCUAAAAACGGAAAUCACAAGUGAUUUCGUUUCUGUCUAUCGAAUAUCAGAUAUCUACUACGUCCAGGGACACUAUUCAGUCAAGGCAUUUAAUGAGCCAAUUUUUUCCAGAUGUUAUUUCCAUUUUGAUGAUAUGGAGAACCUGAAAGCGUUUGUUAUGAAGCUACAGGGUAUAAUGCUUGUGGACGAUAGAGACAACGCUGUCAAACCCACAAUAAAGCUGACUCCAUAUGCUAAGAAGCUUUCUGAUACCAACCCAAAUGGGUUUGGGAAGUCAAAGACAUUUGUCUUGGAAGGCUCUUUAGAAGAAACAAAGCUAUUCAAAAACUUCAUGAAAUCUUUGAAAUAUAUUGAGAAAACCCAAGAAGCUGGAGAUGAGGGAAGUCUAUUUAAUCUUUUAGACGGAUCAAUUUCCUUACUGAAACCGCUAGAAAAGGAAUUGGCCAAGAAGAAGAAAGCUGAGGCCGCAGUGAAAAGAAAGACCGAAAACGCAUUAACCGAGUUGGCUGGUUCUAUCGCAGGUAAUAAUAAAAACAAGAAAAAGAAGAAAAAGAAGACUAAGACUGAUAAAGAUGCAUCAACUGGUGCCGGCUUGAGCAAAACUGACACAAAAAAUAAAAAGAAGAAACCCAAGAAGUCUAAACUUUUGAAUGCCAAGCGUACAGAGAGGAACAAUGCACAAGACUCGACCGAUAAAAAGAAUAACAAUAUUGUAAUUUUGGAAGAUGCUGGUAAGAGAGAACUGCAAAAAAGGAAGAGCUUGCAGAAGAAGAAAGAAACAGAGCAGAAAAAAUCAAUGAAGAAGCUAGUCCCUCAAAGCAAGAAGCAGCCUCGAAUGGACGUGGGAACUUUGAGCAGGUACAGCAUUAGCAGCCAACCUUUUGUCCCUUCAACGACAAAACCUGAAAACUAA
Messenger RNA from Huiozyma naganishii CBS 8797, 1311 nucleotides. RefSeq names its product Upf3p (gene UPF3). Gene Ontology annotation, biological process: positive regulation of translation; nuclear-transcribed mRNA catabolic process, nonsense-mediated decay. The record is from RefSeq and is a predicted model, not a curated record. The coding region runs from base 1 to 1311 and encodes 436 amino acids. The transcript has a single exon. Gene Ontology annotation, molecular function: mRNA binding. Lineage: Eukaryota; Fungi; Ascomycota; Saccharomycetes; Saccharomycetales; Saccharomycetaceae. Gene Ontology annotation, cellular component: nucleolus; cytoplasm.